Alligator mississippiensis (American alligator) is the source of this 3977-nucleotide messenger RNA. It is a transcript of the gene TLR5, whose product is annotated as toll like receptor 5. Gene Ontology annotation, biological process: immune response; toll-like receptor signaling pathway; inflammatory response. The record is from RefSeq and is a predicted model, not a curated record. Gene Ontology annotation, cellular component: membrane. The transcript is spliced from 4 exons. NCBI's taxonomy places the organism in Eukaryota, Metazoa, Chordata, Crocodylia, Alligatoridae. Gene Ontology annotation, molecular function: protein binding; transmembrane signaling receptor activity. The coding region runs from base 595 to 3177 and encodes 860 amino acids.
UGGCCAGGCUCGCGGCACAGCGGGAAGGGGCCGCGCAGCACCGCGCCAAGUCGCGCAGGGAGCAGAUCCAGGGGAGCACGGGGCAGGGAGCAGCAAAAAAAGCAGAGCUGGCAGGAGCACAGGGCAAGGAGCAGAGCUGCAGGUCCGGCAGGAGCGCGGGGAGCAGAGAGCAGCGCAGGCAGAGGAAGAGGAUGGGAGUGGCAUUCGAGGAGGGGGAGGCGCUAACCUGUGGCGCACCUGCCAAAAAAGGCUGGCCCUCCGCUGUUCAGGCCGUGCCCUAACACUAGGAUAGGAGCUGUUCUCCCUCCCUUGAAUGAGCCAAAUUCCUUUCUACAAAGCGGGUUCCCAUCCCGGGAUGGUGUACAGCGUGCUGGUUAAGGGACGUAAUGGGACAUGAAGGUGUGAAGCCCUUGGCGCCGAGGAGGGGAUUGGACAUGGGAUGCCCACACCCCUGAGUUACAGUUCACUUCCAGCACCAGCCCGCUCCCUCUUUGAAGCUCAUCCUAAAUGACCUGCCCAAGGACAUUCAGCACUGAAAGCUCCGAGUAACUUGCCUGAUGACUGGACAUACCAGGACUGCUCCAAAAAGGCAUCAUGAUAUUACAUCAGCAGUUAAUACUUCUCAUAGGAACAUCAUUGUUAGCAAGAGAAAUCUUUGCAUCAACGAGCUGCUUUUCAAAACACCAAAUUUCCAUGUAUUAUUUCUGCAACCUCACAGAGAUUCCACUUGUCCCCAGUGACACUGUUAAAUUUCUGCUAAGUUUCAAUAACAUCAAGCAAGUGAAUGCAAACUCCUUCCCUCUUCUAGAGCAGUUACUGCUUUUAGAAAUAGGAUUACAGUUUACCCAUAGUGUUACAAUAGGGAAAGCAGCUUUUGAGAACCUGCCAAACCUUCAAGUUUUAGAUUUAGGAGCCAAUAGGCAUCUUUAUCUGGAUCCUGAUGCUUUUGUGAGUUUAUCAAAUUUAACUGUUCUCCGGCUCUUUGGCAAUGCUCUUGGGGAUUACAUUCUGCAAGACAACUAUUUUCAAGAUUUGAUUUCUUUAGAAGAUUUGGAUCUUUCUUCAAACAGGAUCACGAGCCUUCGUCCUCAUCCCUUGUUUUACAAUCUAAAAUCCUUGAAAAGGGUGAACCUGAAAUACAACUGGAUACAGAUCUUGUGUGAAGGAAACCUUGAUAGCUUCCAAGGAAAAACCUCUUUAAUAUUUAGUCUCAAUUCUAAUCAUUUAUAUUACUCAAGUUCAGUGGACUGGGCCAAAUGUGGAAAUCCUUUAAGAAAUAUUAACCUGGACACACUGGAUGUUGGUAGCAAUGGCUGGCAUGUAGAUAUAGUGCGAAACUUCAGCACAGCUGUAGAGGGAACGUCAAUUACUUUUCUGAAACUCGACCACCACAUAAUGGGUAUGGGAUUUGGGUUUGUGAAUAUCAAAGAUCCAGACAACUCCACAUUUGCAGGGCUAGCAAGAAGUGGCCUUCGUUUGCUUGAUAUUUCACAGGGUUUUAUUUUCUCUCUCAACCCUGGUGUUUUUCAAAAACUCACUGAUUUGGAAUGGCUGAACCUUUACAACAACAAGAUAAAUCAGAUCCAAAAGGGAGCAUUUUUUGGCCUGGGAAAGCUAAACUUUCUCAAUCUAUCAUAUAACCUUCUGGGGGAGCUGUAUGAUUUCACUUUUGGGGGGCUUCGUAAUGUAGCCAUUAUCGAUUUGCAAAAAAAUCAUAUUGGGGCGAUUAGGGAGAAUUCAUUCAAGGACCUACUAAGAUUAAAGAUGGUGAAUCUCCGUGAUAAUGCUAUUAAAAUGAUUCCUUCUCUCCCAACCCUGACCACUGCUUAUUUAGGAGAAAAUAAGUUAGUAUCUGUAAGAUACCGAAUAGCUGCCAUGUACCUUGACUUGGAAAAAAACAGGUUGGAAAACUUGGGUGACUUGUACAUUCUUUCCCAAAUUCCAGAUAUUCAGUAUAUCUUUUUAAAACAAAAUCGUUUCUCAUACUGUGUAAAACCUGAUAAUGUUACGGCAAACAGCCAGUUAAUCUACUUGGAUCUUGGAGAAAAUAUGAUAAAGCUUGUGUGGGACAGAAAUUUAUGUCUGGAUGUGUUCUGGGCACUUUCCAAACUUCAGGUCCUUCACCUGAACAACAACUACCUUACUACCCUUCCACAGGAUAUAUUUAGGGGCCUAGCAUCACUAAACAGACUCAACCUAGCCUCCAACCUGUUGUCUUACCUCUCUCCUGGUGUUUUUCCUGAGAGCCUGAAGAACCUUAACAUAUCUGGAAACCAACUUCUUUCUCCUGACCCUGGUGUCUUCAUGACUUUGAGCAUCCUGGAUAUAACACACAACAGGUACUUCUGUGAUUGCACUUUAAGCAACCUGCUGUUGUGGUUAAAUACAACCAAUACGACUUUAGCUGGUUCACAGGAUGACAUAUACUGUGUACACCCACCUGCUUUUGCAGGGGUUCCACUCUCUUUAUUGUUAUUUGAUGGUUGUAAUGAAGAUGAAAUCCUGAAGCCUCUACAGUUUGCAGUGUUCAUCUUCACCUCAGUUGUUCUGGUAAUGUUCAUAACAGCUGUCAUCGUUUUUAUUCACCUUCGGGGGACUUGUUUUGUCUGGUAUAAGACAAUUACGAGAAUUUUGGUAGAUGACCUUCGUCAAGCACCAGAUGCAAGUGCAUAUAUAUAUGAUGCCUAUCUAUGCUACAGCAGAAAAGACUUUGAAUGGGUUCAGAAUUCUUUACUAAAGCACCUGGAUUCUCAGUAUUCUGACAAAAACAGAUUCACUUUGUGCUUUGAAGAAAGAGAUUUUCUGCCAGGUGAAGAUCAUAUUAGUAAUAUCCGUGACGCUAUUUGGAACAGCAGAAAGACGAUCUGCAUUGUGACAAGGCAGUUUCUCAAGGAUGGGUGGUGCGUAGAAGCCUUAAAUUUUGCCCAAAGCAGAUACUUCUGUGAUCUGAAAGAUGUCCUCAUUGUGGUGGUGGUUGGGUCACUUUCUCAGUAUCAGUUGAUGAAAUACAAACCAGUUAGAGUCUUCAUGCAAAGGAGUCAAUACAUGCGAUGGCCUGAGGACCAUCAGGAUAUAGGCUGGUUUUUAAAUAACCUGUCUCACCAAAUUCUUACAGAAAAAAAAGUGAAAAAGAAAUCUAAUGUUAUGGAACUGCAAUCUAUUUUGACAAUCUCAUAGCUGAAAAAGCUAUUCAUUAGGGGUGUGCAAAGCGGGCCCUAUUUGAUUCGGAUUUGGAUUUGGCCCAAAUUGGGGAUGGUGAUUCGAUUAAUUGAUUCAGAUUACUGUCCCCGAUUCGAUGCGGCCGAAUCCAAAUCUGAAGAUUCAAUGCCAAUUCAGAGAAUCGACGAUUUGGACAUACAGAGUUUUAAAUGUUUUUUCUACAUACAGCAAGGUACCAGAGCGGCUCGUGAAUGCUGCGAUGCUGGGGCAGAUGGAGUGUCCCACGGGAACAUGGGGGGUCCCCCCAUGUGCUCGGUGGCAAACCCAGGAGUGGACCGGCGGUAUUUCCAGUCCACUUCUGGAUCUGCUGGGGAGUGCACUGGGGGUCCUCCCCCCGUGCCACCCUGGCUCAGUGAUCAGCCAUAUGGGGACCCCAGGUGCCCCCUCAGAUGCAGGAGGCACCUGUCGCUAAGCUGGGAGGGGGUACGGGGAGGCCCAGCACGUUCUCCAGUAGACCUGGAAGUGCUUCUGGUCCACUUCCAGGUCUGCUGCUAAGCACGCUGGGGAGCCCCCUGUGCUCCCCUGGGACACCACUAUCUGUCAUUAUAUUGCUUUGUAGAUCUUUCAGCAGGCACGUGUGGAGCAUGGGGUACCUUACUUUAUUAUGACCUCUUCUUGCAUCAUUUGAAACAACAAACUACCUCAGGGAUAUGAAGGCUGUCAUCAAUAGGCAUUUCUCACAGCCAUCAUUGGAGCAGGUGUCCCCAGCUUGUGCCCACCUUUGAAAGGGGAAAAUAAAUUGUUUCAGUGUCAUUUGA